GGUUCAAGGAACGGUCAGUCAACGAAACCUGUUUGAAGACGCGACGUGCAGUUGGCGUUUGAUGGAUGAAGAUGUGUAAAAGGAGAGAGAUCUGGUCGGGUCGGUAUGGGCGGCGGAAGGAAGAGUCGGGGCUUGUGACGCAGCUUCUCCACAAGAUGGCUUUGGCAGGCUUCACAUGUCGGAGGCUCACGAAGGCAGCCCGCGUCUUUGCAUGGCUGCUGUUUGUGACUUGCGACAUCGUUUGUCUUCACCCAACGUCGGUCUGAGAAGGAUCGCAGAGUCAUCAAUAUGGCCGAACUUGUGUCGACCAAGCUGCUUGCCGAGACGCACCUGCUGCUGGAUCAACCACUACUACGAGUGCCUUUUGAAUUAACACGGAAGAACUUUGCUCAAGCCAGACGACACAUUGAGAAGACGUCGGCCGACACGCUUGCUGCUCUAAACGCCGCCGCGACUUCUGCUCCAUCAGUCACGCCCGAGCAGACGCUCGCCUCGCUGGACGCCAUGAUCGCAAAAGCCCAGACGCUGAAGCGCAAGCUAGAAGUCUUACAUGCCGAAGAAGAGAUGCUGCAUCGUCAUCAACGCGCCCGUAUACAGCACUUGCAAGAGCUGCACGACAUCCCCAAUCUGGCCGACGUCAAGUACGACGAGUGGAGCAAAGUCCGUCUGGACCGCAUGCUGGUUGACUAUCUCUUGCGUCAAGGCCAUGUGCAGAGUGCCAGCCAGUUGGCCAAAGAGAAGAAGAUUGAAGAGCUGGUCGACGUCCAGGCUUUCGUCGAGUGCAGACGUAUCGAGCUCAGCCUGCAGAAUGGCCGCUCGCAGGACUGCCUGGCCUGGUGCUCGGAGAACAAGCAGACGCUCAAGAAGAUCAACAGCAAUCUCGAACUCGAGCUACGCUUGCAGCAGUUUAUCGAGCUGGUCCGGAGCGGAGAGCCGCAGAAGUUGAUUGAAGCCACUCUACAUGCAAGGAAGCACCUGGGCACACACCAGAAUGACUCGUACGGUCUGCGAGCCGGAGGCCUUCUCGCCAAUCCCCCCAACACAAUGACAGAGCCCUACAAGACCAUGUAUUCGGCCGCUCGCUGGCACCAACUCGCCGAACUAUUCGUCAAGACACAUCACGAAAUCUUCUCGCUACCGCCGCAACCUCUUCUCCACAUUGCUCUCUCAGCCGGUCUCAGCGCUCUGAAAACUCCGGCCUGCCACUCGCAUUACGCCUCUUCGUCCUCAAACGCCUCCUCGUCAACCACUUCCGUAUGCCCCAUCUGUUCGACAGAGCUCAACGAACUCGCACGCGCUGUCCCUUACGCCCAUCACAGCAAGAGCUAUGUUGAGGAUGACCCCGUCAUGCUACCCAAUGGACGCAUCUACGGCAGAGGCAGGCUCAUGGCUCUGAAUGAAAAAAUUGGCACCGCCGAGGGCAAAGUCAGAGACCCGACAGACCUAUCUCAAGAGUUCUUCGAGAGCGACAUCAAGAAGGUCUACAUAUCCUGAUGUUUCUCUGGCUUUGCUUCGGCAAGCGCGUGCCUUGUUUAGCGUCUGGCGUUUCGUCUCUUUACCAUUUUGCUUUGGAUUAGCGACGACCUUUAGAUUUCAGCCAUUGGCUUGCAGCGUUUGAGCAGUGGCGUCUCUUACUUGAUUACGAAUGAAAUGAGAUAUGCACAACAAUCCUUCUACUUCUGCUUCGUUCUUAGCAGUCCCCUGUCCUGUCUGCUCUGCUAAGCAGUUGCCUUAGUGCACGCUCAACCUAUUAAACUCGCUUUGAAGCACCU
This is a messenger RNA of Aureobasidium subglaciale EXF-2481, 1772 nucleotides long. RefSeq lists its product as uncharacterized. Bases 289 to 1494 code for a protein of 401 amino acids. Lineage: Eukaryota; Fungi; Ascomycota; Dothideomycetes; Dothideales; Saccotheciaceae. Gene Ontology annotation, biological process: proteasome-mediated ubiquitin-dependent protein catabolic process. The transcript is spliced from 3 exons. The record is from RefSeq and is a predicted model, not a curated record. Gene Ontology annotation, molecular function: ubiquitin protein ligase activity; protein binding. Gene Ontology annotation, cellular component: cytoplasm; GID complex; nucleus.